Pristis pectinata (smalltooth sawfish) is the source of this 1469-nucleotide messenger RNA. It is a transcript of the gene bbln, whose product is annotated as bublin coiled coil protein. The record is from RefSeq and is a predicted model, not a curated record. The transcript has 2 exons. NCBI's taxonomy places the organism in Eukaryota, Metazoa, Chordata, Chondrichthyes, Rhinopristiformes, Pristidae. Bases 101 to 358 code for a protein of 85 amino acids.
UAGGACCCAUCGCGGCCGGUUGCGUUAAGGUCAGGGGUCAGGUUCCGGGCCCCGCGGACGGCAGCGGCCGCGCCUUGAGGGGACGCGGAUCUUCGCCGCGAUGUCGGGACCGAACGGGGACCCGGCUGUUAACGUGGAACGUGAGGAGGACGAUGUAUCCGCCGAAGAGUACGAUGCACUCAACUUGAUGCUUGAUCAGAUCAACUCUUGCUUGGAUAACCUUGAAGAGAAGAAUGAUGUUCUAAAUGCUAAAUUUCAAGAACUGUUGGAGUCGAAUCGUCAGGCAAGGAUGGAAUUUAGGCAGCAACAAAUUGAUGCAAUGGCCCUUUCAGUAGAAUCCAAGAACCAGAAGGCUUGACUCAUCUCACCAAGUUCUAAUCAUGUUCUGUUGAUUAUAACCAUUGAAUAAUUUUCCUCUGACCCACAUUAACUAUUUUCAUCAGCUCCCUGUAACAUCUGACUGUAUGUAGCAUCUUUUUAGAAACAAAGAACUGCAGAUGCUGGAACCUAGAUGAAAAACACUAUGAUGCUGGAGGAACUCAGCAUGCCAGACAGCAUCCGUGGAGAAAAGCAUGUGGUCAAUGUGUAGCAUCUUUUUGUCUGUUUUAAUUAUAGAAUUUCCUUGUUUCUCCCUUUUUAAAGAAACCAGUACUGUUCUGCACAUUUUCAUUUUGAUAAGAACACUUAUUUAUGGAACUCAUUAGUGUUUGAAUUUAUGCACAAGUCUGUACUGGGCUCAAGGACCACUGCAGUUUUUUUUCUGGUUGCCCCUAUUAAUGUUCAAAGUAAUCAAUACUUCUCAAACUUUCAAGUAAUGUUUUUCUCCAGAUAAUCCAAUUUUCCCUUAAAUUUUCUGCCAACUCUAUUCACCAGAUUCUGCAGAAGUUCCUUCAGUCUAAAAUUCCUUUCAUCUUGUUACCAAAUCGAGAUUCAGACCAUUUAUAUUACGUGCAUAUGUCAGUUUAUUUUGUCUGCCCCUCUUAAGAUCUUGAUUAUGAUCCAAAAUAUCAUUUGAAAGUGUUCUGCUCAAACAUUCCCAGCUUCCAUAAUGGUGUUUGCUGCCAGAAGCAAAUGUACUUUGUAUUUCAAUGUCAUUUCUCAAUGCAUCUGUUAAUUCAUGUGUGGCCAGUUUAGAGCUUGGUUCAUUUUGUUAAAUUGUUUUGUAAUCCACAGUUAAAAUCAUACUAUUCCAUUGUCCUGUCUUGUGGGGAAUGGAUGAUGAAACAAUGAAAAAAAUGUUGAUAGCAAAUAACUCUGAAGUGAAGGAUGUUGCAAGGUGCUUCUUCAAUUUUAUUCGAAUGGGAUAAACUGUUGACUUAAAAGCUCAAAGCUUUCACACUGGCUCUAGAAUUAAUUGAAUGAAAAUAUUUUAUAACUGCUUUGAAAAUUGUAUUAUCCACACAGAAUUGGGCAAUUUACUACUGUCAGUACAUGGAUAAUGCAACUUGCUGAUAAAGUAUUCAGUGUUA